UUUCUCACCGUCUCAGCAGCUGGUGGCGCCGCCGGUUCUUGCCGUGGCGGAAGAGACGAUGAGGGACAUAUGUGAGGUGAUGGAUGAGUUAAAACCAGCCAUCCUAAUGGUUUUGGUUCAGAUGCUUUAUGUUGGGAUUAACAUUCUUUACAAACUUGUCGUCGUAGAUGGCAUGAACUUGCGAAUUGUAAUUGCAUAUCGUUUUGUUUUUGCCACUGCCUUUAUGGCUCCUCUUGCUUUCAUCUUUGAAAGGAAGAAGAGGCCAAAGAUGACUUGGACUAUACUGUUUCAGGGACUUAUAUCUGGCUUAUUUGGAGGAACAUUGGCACAAACAUUAUAUUUGGAGACAUUGGCCUUAACAACGGCAACGUUUGCAUCGGCAAUGAACAAUCUCAUUCCAGCCAUCACCUUUGUCAUGGCCCUCUUCUUCGGGUUGGAGAAAUUGAAUUGGAAAGCAGCAGCCGGGAAAGCUAAGAUAAUUGGAACCUUAAUAGGAAUUAGUGGAGCCAUGCUUCUCACCCUCUACAAGGGUGCACGAAUCCCCACUCCCUCCUUCCACGUCACUGUUUUACGCCCUCUAACCAGCCACGUGGCAUCUUCCCACUCUUCCUCCGGUGGUAACACCCUCUUGGGUGCCCUCGCUGCUGUGGGCGGCAUCACGUCUCUAUCUCUGUGGCUCAUCGUCCAGAGUAAGAUGAGCAAGAGAUAUCCAUGUCAUUAUUCAAGCACCACAUUGAUGAGUUUUGCAGCUUCGGUGUUUUCUAUUGGCUUUGCUCUUUGCAGUGAAAGGGAUUGGAAUCAAUGGAAAUUGGGUUGGAACAUAAGGCUCUUAACUGUGGCUUAUGCAGGAUUGGUGCCAGCAGGGGUGAAUGUGGUGAUGAUAGCAUGGUGUGUGCACAAAAGAGGACCUCUAUUUGUAUCAGUGUUUAAUCCUCUCUUGCUUUUGUUCUUGGCUUUUAUUGGGUCUUUCUUUAUGGAUGAGAUGCUUCACCUUGGAAGAGUGCUGAUAGUGUGCGGAUUAUAUAUGGUUUUAUGGGGCAAAGGCAAAGAGAUGAAGAUGAUGAAUCUUUUGGAUGUCCCAUCACGGACGCUCGACGUGUCAUCCCCUUCAGUUGAGAUCAUCGUCAAAUCCUCCAUUGAUGACCAGAGAAGCAACAAUAUUAGUGCUUCAAACGUUGUUAACAGCGGGGAUCACCAAGAUUCAUCAGAAAAUGGAAAUAAAGCAAAACGAGAUGAUAAUGGGAAGAAUCAAGUAACAUCAUAUCAGGAAACUAAUUAG
Neltuma alba is the source of this 1279-nucleotide messenger RNA. Its product is annotated as WAT1-related protein At1g68170-like. Bases 59 to 1279 code for a protein of 406 amino acids. The record is from RefSeq and is a predicted model, not a curated record. The transcript has 7 exons. Lineage: Eukaryota; Viridiplantae; Streptophyta; Magnoliopsida; Fabales; Fabaceae. Gene Ontology annotation, cellular component: membrane. Gene Ontology annotation, molecular function: transmembrane transporter activity.